This is a messenger RNA of Ogataea angusta, 1434 nucleotides long. RefSeq lists its product as uncharacterized. Gene Ontology annotation, biological process: protein phosphorylation. The record is from RefSeq and is a predicted model, not a curated record. Bases 1 to 1434 code for a protein of 477 amino acids. The transcript has a single exon. Gene Ontology annotation, molecular function: ATP binding; protein kinase activity. Lineage: Eukaryota; Fungi; Ascomycota; Pichiomycetes; Pichiales; Pichiaceae.
AUGAAAACUUUAACCAACCUUAUUCUCAACAACAAGUACCAGCUCGAGAAGCGGAUUGGUUCCGGCUCGUACGGAGUCGUAUACUCUGCGCGCCACCUGUUCACGGGCAAGAUGUACGCCAUCAAGAUCAUCCUCAAGAACCAGUCUGUCCACGGCAACAAGAAGCUGCUCGAGCAGAUGGAGGCCCAGAUCCUCGACAUGGCGCUCGCGAACGGCGGCAACCUGGCCGCCAACCUGCUCAGCCUCGCCAUGAUCGAGCAGAACGGCACGCACUGCAAGAUCCUCAAGGAGAUCAGUCUGCAGCUCAAGGUGCACAAGCACCCCAACGUGCUGUCGCUGUACAAGGUGUACGACCUCAAGCCGGCGAUCUUCGUCGUGAUGGACUACUACCCGGACGGCGACCUGUUCAACACGAUUGUCGAGAAGCAGCGCUACAAAAACGACCCGUUCCUCAUCAAGAGCGUGUUUCUGCAGCUCGUCGACGCCAUCACGUACUGCCACUCGAAAAACGUCUACCACUGCGACAUCAAGCCCGAAAACAUCCUUGUCGCGGAAAACGGCACCAAAAUGAUCCUCGCCGAUUUCGGCCUCGCGCUCCAGGACCACCACAUCGAGUCCAACAUCUGCUGCGGCUCCAGCUACUACAUGUCGCCCGAGCGCAUCCAGAACUUCUGCCAGGGCUUCGACUCCAAGGACGCGCACUCGAUCCACCUCGAGCGCCUGCUCCAGCCGUCCUCCGAGGGCCUGCGCGAAAACGUGCGCUUCCCCACCAGCGCCGGCGACGUGUGGUCGCUCGCCAUCAUCCUAAUCAACCUCGUCACCAUCAGAAACCCCUGGCUCAAGGCCUCGCUCCAGGACACCACGUUCAAGGCGUACGUGAAGGACCCGACCGUGCUGCUGCGCAUCCUGCCCAUCUCCACAGAGCUCUUCCACAUCCUGUGCAAGUACCUCAGGCUCAACCCGUGGGAGAGAAGCGACCUGUUCGAGUUCCGCCAGGACGUGCUCACGUGCUCGCGCUUCGCCGACUCCGGCCCGCUCUCCGUCGACGCCAGAAUCGACCUUGCCGACCAGUGGCAGUACUCGUGUCAGGUGCCUGUGGAUCACGUGCAGCUCGACAAGAUCAAGAGCAGGGAGCGCGCCGUGCCCGAGGAGCACGAGACAGACCACAUAAUAGACCUCCCGCUGCCCCAGCGCCGCGGGCCGUGCGGCAGCUGUGCCGACUGCGGCUACGGCGCGCGUCCCGCGCCGCAGCCCCGCGUGCUCGACCGUCUGUUCCACGGCAAAAGAUCAGACGAGCCGUAUGCCUCCGCCGAGAACGACAACAUCCGCGUGAUGAUCCACGGCGUCGACUCCGACGCGUCGAGCGUCUCGAGCCUCAGCAUGGCGAGCCAGAUCGCCGUCAACGGCUGCUCCUACAUCAACCUCGAGUACUGA